CUCGACGUCUCCAUCAUCCAUCAUGAGUGUGACCAGCCUGCCCUCACAGUCCUUUCCGCAGGCGCACAGACGGCGCCUCUACAUUCUUCUGGCGGUCGCCAUCGCCGUACUCCGCACGUCGCAACUCCCGUCCGCCUCGUCCGCCCGCGACGUCGUAACACUGAAGGCAUGGCGCGAUGCCCGCAAGGCGCGCUUCAACGAGCAGCGACGGCGCGAGCGAGAAACACCUCUCAACACGCCCGCGCUGGAGAAGAAGCUUGUCGACCUCUAUAUUACUGAUCCGUCCGGCUCGCGCACCCUCCUCAUACCUCACCGCGGCCGUAUAUCCAAGGUGCGGAUUACGCCCACUCCUGCAGAGACAUAUGAGGCGAACCGCGCCCUGUUCCCGCCUCUCAAGGCCGGCGAGAAACUCGGCGUAAACAAACGCUUCUGGCAGAUGCUUCGCGCAGUCCUCGCAGUAGCAUUUCCGAGUAAAACGGGCAAGGAGGCAUUCCUACUGCUGCUGCACACGUUCUUCCUUGUUGCACGCACGUAUCUCAGUGUGCUGGUCGCGCGCCUAGAUGGGCGCAUCGUCCGCGAUUUGGUAUCCGCAAACGGCAAGGGCUUCCUGCGCGGCCUGGGCUGGUGGUUUGUCCUUGCGUUGCCUAGCACGUACACGAACUCGAUGAUUCGCUAUCUCGAGCACAAGAUCGCCUUGGCAUUCCGUACUAACCUCACUCGCUACAUCCACGACAUUUAUCUUAAUCAAAACCUCAACUACUACAAGUUUGGUCUUGGGCUGGGUGUGACGGCCAACUCGCCUACUACGAAGGUCGCGGACGGCGAGAAGCAGACUGGCCGGAAAGGGGACCAGAAGGAGAAGGGAGAGGCUGCCGAUGCCGCUGCGGGUGGUGCUGACCAACUCAUUACCACCGAUCUCGCACGGUUUUGCGAGACCCUCGCUGCGCUCUAUGGCAACAUGGGCAAGCCAUUCCUUGACAUGGUCAUUUUCACCUCACAGCUCGCAGCAUCUCUCGGCCCCGCCGGGACAGCAGGUAUCUUCUUGCAAUACUAUUUCACCGCAUGGGUUCUCAAGAAGGCCACGCCCGCAUUUGGCCGUAUGGCAACGACCGAGGCACGCAUCGAGGGCGAGUACCGGACUGGGCUGGGCCGUGUCGGCCGCGACUCCGAGGAGAUUGCCUUCUACGAUGGAGGCAAGCGCGAGCUAGGCAUCCUGUGGACGACUUACCAGAAGCUGUCCAAGCACAUUCACACCAUCUUCAAAGCCCGCAUUCCCUACGGCAUGACGGAGGACUUCGUCAUUAAGUACUGUUGGUCAGCAGUGGGGUACUGCCUCAUGUCCAUUCCGGUUUUCUUCCCCGUCGCUCGGCAUGUCACCGGUGUUUCGGAAAAUACUAAGCACAGCGAGGAUAACGACAUUGCGUCGCGUACUGAGAGCUACGUCUCCAAUCGCCGCCUGCUGCUGUCGCUCGGUGACGCUGGCGGUCGCCUCAUGUACUCGGGCAAGGAGCUGGCUGAGCUUUCCGGCUACACCAGCCGCGUGUACUCGCUCCUGGCCUCGCUACACGCGUUGGACAACAACGAUUACCCGAAAAACCCUCGCCCGGCAUCGCUGCCUCCUAACAUGCCAUUCUACGAUCUCGGCAAUGUUAGGGGGUCAGUAGUCGUGGGCCGGAACCACGUUCUUCUCAAGGGCGUGCCAAUUGUGGCACCAGCUGGCGGCGCCGCUGGCGCCGAGCGUGGUGGCGAGGAGCUUAUCCACCGCCUCGAUCUCCGCGUUGAGAAGGGCGAGCACACGUUGAUCACCGGCGCCAACGGAUCGGGCAAGACCUCGAUUGCGCGCGUUGUGGGCGAGUUGUGGCCUACUUGGUCGGGCCUCCUUGAGCGCCCAGAGCAGGGCGAAGGCGGUAUCUUUUUCCUGCCUCAGAAGGCGUACCUUUCCAUUGGCAGCCUCCGUGAUCAGGUCAUCUACCCACACACGUACGCCGAGAUGAAGGCACGAGGCCGGACAGACGCCGAGCUCAUGAACAUCCUCGAGCACGUCCACCUCGCCUACCUUCCCGCGCGCGAAGGCGGGUGGGAGACACGCAAGGAGUGGAAGGACGUGCUUUCGGGCGGCGAGAAGCAGCGCAUGGGCAUGGCCCGUCUUUUCUAUCACCGGCCAAAGUUCGCCGUGCUUGACGAGUGCACGUCUGCGGUGUCUACUGACGUCGAGGGGCUCAUGUACGAGCACGCCAAGUCGAUAGGCAUCACUCUUAUCACAAUCUCCACCCGCGCCUCGCUGCUCAAGUACCACAAUCGUCACCUGCGACUCGGCGAGCCCACGCUCGCUCCCUCGCUGUCGUCCGUCAACCUGCGCGACGCAAUUGGCACGCCAUCGACUCCUCUCGCCUCACAGGGCUGGCAGCUCACCAAGCUUGCAUCAAGCACAGCUGAGGAGAAGCUCGAGGUUGACAAGGAGAUCGAGCGCCUCGAGCGCGUGCUCAAUGUCGAGGUUGACCUGUGGGAGCAGCGCCUCAAGCAGGUCAACAAGGAGCUCCGUGGGGGACAGUAGACCUGGAGAUGAGAAACGGAGAGCGUCGUGUUGUAUAUGGUCGAAUAUGAAGAUGUCACAGACAAGAACUGCAUAAAGA
Cutaneotrichosporon oleaginosum is the source of this 2633-nucleotide messenger RNA. Lineage: Eukaryota; Fungi; Basidiomycota; Tremellomycetes; Trichosporonales; Trichosporonaceae. The record is from RefSeq and is a predicted model, not a curated record.